Molecule: messenger RNA, 547 nt
Organism: Chrysoperla carnea
Lineage: Eukaryota; Metazoa; Arthropoda; Insecta; Neuroptera; Chrysopidae
Gene: RpL30
Product: 60S ribosomal protein L30
Exons: 3
Coding region: 126-479 (117 amino acids)
Cellular component (GO): cytosolic large ribosomal subunit
Molecular function (GO): RNA binding; structural constituent of ribosome
Source: RefSeq, a predicted model, not a curated record
ACUAAAUCCAAGCACUGUCAUUUUAGUAAUAAUUCUAAUCAAGUUCUUUCGUAAAACAAUUUCCUUCUGUACACCACGUGUGUAAUUUAUUUAUAUUAAAAGGAGGUGAAAAUAUAAUAGCAAAAAUGGUUGCCCAAAAGAAACAGAAAAAGGCUAUGGAAAGCAUUAACAGCCGACUUGCUUUGGUUAUGAAAUCCGGAAAAUAUUGUUUAGGAUACAAACAGACCUUAAAGACUUUACGUCAAGGCAAAGCAAAAUUAAUCAUUAUUGCAAACAACACACCACCACUAAGAAAAUCAGAAAUUGAAUAUUAUGCCAUGUUAGCAAAAACAGGUGUCCAUCAUUAUACUGGUAACAAUAUUGAAUUAGGUACAGCUUGUGGUAAAUAUUUCCGAGUAUGUACAAUGUCCAUCACAGAUCCAGGUGAUUCUGAUAUCAUCAGAACAAUGCCCACAGGUGAUGGCGGUGUACAACAAUAAAUUAUAAUUUUAAGAAUCUUUAUUGUGUAAUACGUUUUCAUAAAUAAAAUUUUUAGAAUUAUAAGGUA